AUGAAUAUGAUGUAUGUAUUUUGGAUUCACGUAGCUUCACUGCUCUUGCUUCUUCAUACAUCCAAACAGACUGAUGUCGAACCAAAGCAUCCUAAGGAUUUAAAACAGAUCAUUUUUGAUCUGUAUGUUGAGAACUUAAAAGCAAAGAUUUCUUCAAUGAAAGAUCUGACGGAGGGUAUGUUUCGAACUAUCAGAUACUGCGACAGCGAAAUAAGAACUCUGAAAGAUGAAAUCAGAAAUUCAGUUCCAAAUGGAAUUGAGAAUAUUGAUCAUUAUAUCAGAUGUAGAACCAACUAUUGGACCGGGGACGCAGCCAUUUAUGCUUUGUCUCUUAUUCAGAAGAUAAAGAGAGAUAACAAAAAACAGUAUCCGUAUGUUUACUUGAAUUCACUGGAACUGGAUGCAUGUUUUAAGGAAAGUGUUGAACAUCAUGAAAAAAUGAUAACGGAUCACAGUGAAACAAUUUGUAAUGAGCUGAUACCGUACAAAACGAAAGAUAUAGAAGAAAUAGACCAGUUGAUUGUUUGGAAACACAAUGAAGUUGCAGAAGUGAAUGCCAAAUUCUUCAAGUAUAGACUUCUAUUACAAGCACUCAAAGUGAUAGAUGACCAUGGAAAGUAA
Molecule: messenger RNA, 621 nt
Organism: Schistosoma haematobium
Lineage: Eukaryota; Metazoa; Platyhelminthes; Trematoda; Strigeidida; Schistosomatidae
Exons: 11
Coding region: 1-621 (206 amino acids)
Source: RefSeq, a predicted model, not a curated record